GUCCGUUUGCUGAUGCGGGGGCAUCGCAGUUUACAUUUCAUAUUGAGGCCACACAGGAGCCAGUUGCUUUGGCAAGCAAAAUUCUUGAGGCUGGUAUGCAAGUAGGUGUUGCAAUUAGUCCCCGCACCGCGAUUGACGGUCUUAUCCCACUUAUUGAGAACGGUCAUUUGGAUAUGGUACUUGUCAUGACUGUAGAGCCUGGAUUUGCGGGGCAAAAAUUUCUGUCGGAGCCUCUUGCAAAAGUGCGUCAGCUGCGUGGACGGUACCCCCAUCUGAACAUUCAAGUGGAUGGCUCUAUUAAUCUCGUUACCGUGGAUGAGGCGGCAUUAGCAGGGGCCAACUGUUUGGUUCCAGGACAGGCCGUUUUCAAAGCCAAGAAUAGGCAGGAGAACGUCAUUCACUUGCGCCGUGUCGUUCACCACCACUUGAAAUCCCACCUUUAG
This is a messenger RNA of Trypanosoma cruzi, 443 nucleotides long. RefSeq names its product ribulose-phosphate 3-epimerase, putative. The transcript has a single exon. Gene Ontology annotation, biological process: pentose-phosphate shunt, non-oxidative branch; carbohydrate metabolic process. NCBI's taxonomy places the organism in Eukaryota, Euglenozoa, Kinetoplastea, Trypanosomatida, Trypanosomatidae. Gene Ontology annotation, molecular function: metal ion binding; D-ribulose-phosphate 3-epimerase activity. Gene Ontology annotation, cellular component: cytosol. The annotation marks the transcript as partial. The record is from RefSeq and is a predicted model, not a curated record.